Juglans microcarpa x Juglans regia is the source of this 856-nucleotide messenger RNA. RefSeq lists its product as uncharacterized. Bases 185 to 733 code for a protein of 182 amino acids. NCBI's taxonomy places the organism in Eukaryota, Viridiplantae, Streptophyta, Magnoliopsida, Fagales, Juglandaceae. The transcript is spliced from 2 exons. The record is from RefSeq and is a predicted model, not a curated record.
CUCUUCGAUGUAAACGGUAACUUUCCGUGUCUUGUUCUCUCCUCUGUCUUCCCUUCGCUGCUUAAAAACAUUCCCAAAUCCACAAAAGGAAUUAACUUUCCAUCAUCCAAAAGAGAAAUCAAAAUACCCAUACAAAGCAAUCACAGUAACGUGUACAAAAUUCACAAGAAGAUCAGUGAGAACUAUGUCCAGCGCAGAUGAGGAAAAAGAAGAAAAGGAGAGGCUUGUUGAGGCCACUACCAAAGUGGAGUACUUGGAGCCAUUGAUGUCAAAAGAGCUUCUCUGCAAAUUCCCCGACAACUCGGCCUUCGAUUUUGACUACACGCAGAGCUCAAUAUGGUCCCCUUUGGUCCCUCGGGCUUUCAGUCCCAUGGACUUGGACUUUGAUUUGGGUUUCAUAACACCAAGGAAUCUCUCAUUCGGGAUGGAGUUGGAUAUGGAUUUGGGCAACAAAAACAAGCUCAAGAAAGUCACUUCCAACAUCAAGAAGAAGAUCAGCACCACUGCCUUCAACAUCAAUCUUAAUCUUUUGAAAAUGAAGCAUAAGAAGAAAAUGAAGGCAUCUGAGUUCUCUCCAACUCCCAUAAAGAGCACAUGUUAUCCAGCCACCACGAAGGCAUGGACUAAGGUGCUAAAAGCUACGGCCAAACAUUUCAAGAAAAAGCAGAAGAAAGAUCACACGGCCUAUUGGAAGCCCUCCAACUAUUUGAUAGAUGGAAAUAUUUCAAGAUGAUUAUUCUAUUUGUAUUUUUUUCUUCUUUUUGUUAAUAAACUCGAUUUCGGUUUAUAAUUUUUUUUUUUUUUGGCAGAUAUUCUCUUCCUCUUAAUGUAUGCAUAUUGUAUUUAUAUUUUUGAA